Messenger RNA from Phytophthora nicotianae INRA-310, 372 nucleotides. RefSeq lists its product as hypothetical. Lineage: Eukaryota; Oomycota; Peronosporomycetes; Peronosporales; Peronosporaceae. Bases 1 to 372 code for a protein of 123 amino acids. The record is from RefSeq and is a predicted model, not a curated record. The transcript has a single exon.
AUGUCAGCAAUCCGCGGCAGAACACCCGGAUCCGAGAACUACUCGAAGGAGGAUGUACACAUCCUUCUCAACGAGAUUGAAAAUAUUCAACCAUCAGGAGCAAAAAAUAAUGAGUGGGAUGCUGUCUUGGGAAACUAUCAAAUCUAUGCUGAGCGUGAGAGUCGCGUGCUCCGCGACGUUACUUCGAUAAAGAAGAAGCUUCAGUCCCUACUGAACUCCACUAAGCCAACUGGAAAGCCCAGUUGUCCAGACAGCGUACGAAGAGCACGCCAAAUUCAGCGUGUGCUUGAAGAACGAGUGGGACACGAAGCAAACCUGGACGAUGGCGAAGACAGCGAGGAUAACGGCCCAGCGCCUGGUGGACACAGAUAA